ACCCCAGAGCAAAACCAAGACGAGGACUCUUUAUAGCGAAAACUACUAAUCGAAAGGAGUGAUUUCAACCAAAAAGGCAUAGCCAACAACGUUGAAAUCCCAACAUAUGAAACGUCCCAAAAAUAGCCUAAUAAAAGCCUCAGGUCGACGAUACUGUGCCUUUUAGGCGGCACAGCAAGAUGGAGGGAUCGCAGGCUCGGUGCACGAUCCUCGCCAUACGAGAUGCAGUGGGGAGGGUAGUAUUAGACCACUGCUGCCUACUACGCCGCUCUCACUUGAGAGGGAGUAUAUAUCCUUUAUUUCCCUCUCCAUUUCGUUGAAACAUUUUCCCAAAUCAAUAUAAAUCAUCUCUCAAACUCACACUCCCAAAAUGGUCCAACAAGCUCCUCCCUCCUCCUCUUCCCGCACUUGGAAUGCCCUCCCCUCCCAAAAAGACCUGGCCUUCCGGCGCAUCUCCUCCGUCUUUCUCAUGGCCGGCCUCUUGACAGUCAUUACUCCCUUCCGCCCAGUAACCUGGUUUCUGCCUAUUUCCGGACCCGAUAUCCUCGAUCAAUUCAUCGCACCGCCAUUAUUCCUCGGUGCCUUAUUCGCGCAGUGGCGGAUCGCAGGUGUGAGCGGGGCGUUGGUGAUAGAUGUCAUGGAUGUAGGAUUCGUGUAUCAUUCUAGCAUGUAUUGGACUUGUGCGUUUGCUGAAUUGUGUAUUUGUUUGGGCGUUGGCAUGGCGCGGAAUGAGUAUCUGAGGAGGGGUGCGAGUCUUGGACUUGUAGGGGGACUUUGGGCGGUGGGGUGGGGGUGUACGCCAGUUAGGUAUAAGAUGCAGGCUUGGGAUAUUUUGAAAUGGGUUUGGUUAGUAUUCUUUUUUUCUUUCACCCUUCUUUCUUUCUUUCUGGCCUGGCAAAAGUUUGGGAUGUGAGAGAGGUUCACCAAGUAGUAAGCUGACUUUUGUAGGACUAUGUUGGCCAUUGAUCAUGCGAGAGCUAGUCUGGGUGGUGGAAGACGACGUUAUUGAGGGGUUGGGGAAUGUCGGUUAUCGCGCGGGAAAGGUUGGGAGUUGGUUUGGGGUUUAAGGAAUGAAGACUGGACGUGAAGAAAAAUCGCGGCUGCACGACGUUACCAAUGGGACGGUGUUUAGGUAUCAAAAUAGAAAGGAGGUCCUAAGGAGGACGGUAUUUUGGUUGCGGUAAUACGUAGGUAUUUUCGUUCUCAUAUGAAAGUUGAUUUCAAUAUCGAAAGUCAUUACCAAAA
This is a messenger RNA of Hymenoscyphus albidus, 1245 nucleotides long. The record is from the annotation of a GenBank genome assembly. Lineage: Eukaryota; Fungi; Ascomycota; Leotiomycetes; Helotiales; Helotiaceae.